ACAAUGGUAACCUGAGAGAAGAAAAAACAGGGAAAAAACAAUGAAAAUACCAAAAAGAAAGCUGUUCCUUCUGAUAAUUUUUGCUUAUGUUGCAUUUUCACUGUACGCUGCAUACAAUGUGUUCUUCAGCACUAAAGUAAUCUCCCGCGUCCACCGGGUGGUUAAGAAAGAAUCCGCAGCACACCCAGGCGGUGUGAGAGGUGGCGGUGCUGCUCCGUUUUUAGCAGAAGAUUGGAAUCCGUGGGAGGACGAACAGGUGGACUACAACUCUGCCCUGAACAAAAGGAGAGAGGCCUUCAAACAGCACCUGGGCCAAGUUAACAAUAACAAACCAAAAAGAUACAAGGUCCAAAUCUGGGGGAAAGCUGCCAUAGGGCUUUACCUUUGGGAACAUAUUUUAGAGGGACCCCUCAACCCCACUGACAAGGUAGCACAAUGGAGAGAGGGGGAGCUGCAGUCAGAAAAAAUAGAUUUCAGUUUCUACACUGGUCCUGCAGUGGUCCAGGGCCACGUCCCUCUGGAUAUGAACAGCCUGGUUCUGGUUCUGAAUGGCCGCGAGCAGCAGAAGGUGUCAUACUCCAUCCGGUGGUUGGAGCAUGUACACGCUCUGGUACAGUCUCACACUGUGUCUCAUGUGGCCGUGGUCUUGCUGGGCAACGAGCACUGCAACAACGACUGGAUCGGCCCGUACUUAAAGAGAAACGGUGGCUUUGUGGAUCUGCUGUUCCUGGUUUACGACAGCCCCUGGGUCAAUGACAAAGAUGUCUUCCAGUGGCCUCUCGGUGUCGCCACAUACAGACAGUUUCCCAUGAUCAGGCCUAAUGCUCAGAUGAUCACUUCCAACAGACCAUACCUCUGCAAUUUCCUAGGAACUGUUUACAAAAAUUCCUCCAGAGAAAUACUCAUGCAGGUGCUGAAACAGUCUGGCCUGGAUAAGGAAUGCAUCACCACUGCCAGGGAGAAGUGGCUCCCUCAAGAGACAGCAGACAGUCUGAGACAAUAUCAAACAGCUCUGGCCCAGAGCGAGCUCACACUCUGCCCAGUCGGGGUCAACACAGAAUGUUACCGUAUCUACGAGGCAUGCUCUUACGGCUCAGUACCCGUGGUGGAAGAUGUACAGACACCUGGCACCUGUGCGGCAGGGCCCAACUCCCCACUACGUCUCCUCAAAGCCGCAGGAGCACCCUUCAUCUUCAUCAGCGACUGGAAGGAACUGCCAGCCAUCUUGGAGAGGGAGAGAGGGAUGAGCCAGGAGCAGCGGGUGGACAGAAGGAGAAGGCUGCUGGAGUGGUACGCCAGCUUCCGUCAGCAGAUGAAGGAGAGGUUCACUGAGGUCAUCGAGGAAACCUUUUUUAAAAACGGCUGACUGUGGUGCUUAAAGAACAAACCUUUAAACGAUCAACAGGGGUAACAUUUAACAUUGAUUUUUAAUUUAUUUUGUGGUAUGUGGAGAAAUGUGAUAGCCUACUGGUGUAGUGAACCUGGUGAUGUUCAGUGUAAUAUUCUUGUGCAGGUUAUUAUAAAAACAUUUACGUACGCAGUGAAACUGCCAAAACAAGUCAAUGUAAGCCCUGUGAGGAGUGACAUUUCUGUAUAUUUAUCAGUUAAAUGUUUACAGUGGUGAAAUGUCCAGUCAUUUAGAAAUAAUGAAUGAUAAGCUGCCUUUGCAUUUUAAAGUCCUCUGAUUGUUUUAAGUAUGUUUUAUAUGUUUGUAUAUAUUUAAUAAUCUGAUUUUUAGGAAACACUUCAAUGGCACAUUAGAAGUAGAAUGAGAUAAUUAUGUGAUUAUAGGCAUGGUUUGAAAAUGGUACAUAAAUCUAUUAUGUAUUGUGAGCUGCUUGAAAAUGGAUGUUGGUGUGGCAUGUGUAGCUUUUUUCAGAUUUUUAAAAAAUUCAAUUGGUCUUAUUUAUUUAUUUAUUUCACAAUUUUUGUUCUAUUUGUUUCAGUGCAGUGGUGCAUGGAUUUUUUUAGACUGUGCAAUACAAUAAAAAGGAGUGUUGUCUUAAUGAGAAAUCUA
Molecule: messenger RNA, 2017 nt
Organism: Scomber scombrus (Atlantic mackerel)
Lineage: Eukaryota; Metazoa; Chordata; Actinopteri; Scombriformes; Scombridae
Gene: rxylt1
Product: ribitol xylosyltransferase 1
Exons: 6
Coding region: 41-1366 (441 amino acids)
Biological process (GO): protein O-linked glycosylation via mannose
Cellular component (GO): Golgi apparatus
Molecular function (GO): ribitol beta-1,4-xylosyltransferase activity
Source: RefSeq, a predicted model, not a curated record